Molecule: messenger RNA, 315 nt
Organism: Sodiomyces alkalinus F11
Lineage: Eukaryota; Fungi; Ascomycota; Sordariomycetes; Glomerellales; Plectosphaerellaceae
Exons: 3
Coding region: 1-315 (104 amino acids)
Cellular component (GO): mitotic spindle pole body; spindle microtubule; DASH complex
Source: RefSeq, a predicted model, not a curated record
AUGUCCUCUCAUCAGCGAUCCCUAUCCCAGGCGGCCCCGUCGGAGAAGUCGUACUUUGAGCAGCAGCGCGAGGCUCUUAUUGGCGAGAUUGCCAUGAGCUUCGAACAGGUGCUCGCCAAUAUCAACAAGCUGAACCGCUCUCUUGAAGCCGUUACGACUGUCGGUAACGAGUUUUCGUCCGUCGAGGCGCUGUGGUCGCAGUUUGAGAAUGUCAUGGCGAAGGAUCCAGAGGAGAACCAACCCAACGAGGGGGACCGUGGAGAAGGCGAGGAGGAUGAGCACAAGAAUAAUGCGGAACAUGAAGCACGUUCGUGA